AUGGCUGAUCCAGCCCCUGAGACCGGCUUCAAGCCCGGCCUAGAUUUUAUGGACAACUCGAGCCUCACAUACUUCAUACCACUCGCUACCAACUUCCGGGUCGACGACGUUGUAGAGGGGACUAAAGCGCCAUACCAGGAGCUUUUCGACUCCAUAGAGCGGCGGGAAAGUCUGUUUUUCGAUGAAUCCGUCGACGUCUUCCUCGUGCUCAGAACGCCCCACGUCCCAGAGGAUACACUCCGAUCCUCGCUGAAGAGGCUUGUCAUCUCCCUCGAGGCGCACAUUGUUAACGGCAAUGCGCCUGAUCGCGACAGCCCGCCCGCUUUAGACGUCAUAUAUACUGGCACCGUAGACGAGUCGGAGGUACCAACGAUACUGGUGGAAGAUUCGACAGACGACGGUGAACCUCAGGAGGCGGAGCGCACACAGCAUGCGUUUGCUAUAUGGAAGCUGUCCGUCUUCCUCGGACGACCCAGAAUACGACUGUAUAGUCCUUCGGUUGUCUUCGCUGCUACGGCAAGCUUGAAGCCUGCCGACGUGUCUCUUUCCAACGACCUUCGGGAUGGCUAUAUGGCCAGUGGUGUCGCCGCAGGCCUCAAUCUUCUGGAAUCUUUCGGUAGUGACCCAGCCAUGAACGGAGUAAAGCCUCGGCUUUCUGCGCUACGGGUAUCUCGAGUCGCGCCGGUCACGCAGCAAGAGAAGGACCUUCUGCGGCCUGUCAAAUCACUCCCGAAACUGUCUCUGCGCAUCUAUCCUGUUAUACAUUCACGUAUGAGGUUUACCCACCCGAACACGGCACCAGCAACUGCUGCGGUGAUUGCGAUACUCGAGGUGGAUUUCACCCCCUUUUUUGAGUGCGAAGUCAAUCUCGAAAACAUCACACUGUCAAUCCCGGGUGGUACAGUCCAGAACCUGACAAGCCAACCGGGCAUGUCUCUUCCUCUGUCUUGUGUGGCACAUGAUCACGUCACAUUCCUUUACCGGGUUGCACCAGCCGAGGCAGAUCUGGUAGCGAGAAGCCCAAUGCGCGACCUGGACAUCACGAUUUCGGCAACAGCAUUGGUCCAUCCCGAUUUAUGCAUGCCGCGUUUGAAUAUGGCUUGGACUGCGGCAGUCGACUUUACGAUACCGGUGAACCCUGGCUACGGUUCCACUACGCAGCCGAUCCAACGCUCGCAUCGGCCAAGUCAACUGUCCAUCGGAGGUGAAAGUACUACUUCUCUAAUAGCACCGUCAGUUGCUCGUCCAGAUGCGCUUCCUGCACUGGAGGCGUCGACAAAAUCAGAAACCACUGUACAGGAAUUAGGCGUGACGAUGACGUUUAUGGCGCCGCCGGCAAACACGAAGGUAUUUCUGGGCGAUGAAUUUGUCUGGAGCGUGUUUGUUGCCAACAAAUCGCCCAAUUCUACGGCUCCUCCUCGGAAACUCGCGCUGGUGGUCAUUCCAAAGCGCCGCCGCCACGAAUCACGGGUCAACCGACCACCCUCCGUAUCUAGGCCAUCGGAAGCCUCGUAUGCACGUUCGACAUCAAAGGCUGGCAAAGACCGGGCGGUGGCCGACGCGGUGCUGGACGACCAGGUAGUCCACGCCAUGCAACGGAGCAGCAUCAUUGACAGCGCAGAGGUGGCCUGUUUGAGUGCGGAUGUUAGGAUCGGACCGCUUGCGCCCGGUGCAUGUCACGUGGCUGAGCUGAAGUUCCUGGCGCUGAAAGAGGGGAUUGUGAAUAUCGAAGCUGUACGGGUCGUCGACCUCGUGAGCAACGAGCACGUAGACAUUAAAGACCUGCCGACUGUCUUGGUUGAAAGUAGUCCAGAGGAGUAA
This is a messenger RNA of Anthostomella pinea, 1821 nucleotides long. Lineage: Eukaryota; Fungi; Ascomycota; Sordariomycetes; Xylariales; Xylariaceae. The record is from the annotation of a GenBank genome assembly.